ACGUCAGAGAGCACGGGAUAAGAAGAAGCGGGCAUCCCUUCAUCGCCACCGACGUCGUCGUCAGCAGCUGAAGUAGCUGUGGAGUUGAGGCCUUCUUCCACCUUUCAUGAUUGCCACGACCUUCCACAUCACCUUGGCCACUUGUGCGUCUCUUUUCCUACUUUUUGCCUUCUACGACACGUCCACCGCCAUGUUUCGCACGGGCUAUCAACGAGGAACGACGGCAUUUGCCUCGCCUCCUGCUUCUUCUUCGUGGAUGCGUCGUCUCACCACCAAGGGCUCUGCGGCUACGGCAACGUCAGCCUUCACUUCCGUCGGCCGCCGUCCGUCUUGGGGACUCCUCUCUGCCGCCUUUCUGGUCAGCUCGUCGCACCGUGUCGCCAGUGCCACGAAUCCCUCCGCUGGCUUUUGCAGCAGCUCUGCCAAUAAGCACCCUCUUCCUCCUUUUAUCCCCGCACAAACGUGCUUGGCAGCACACGCACCGGGAGGCGCCGACGGUGUUUCAGUUGCACCGGCUCCAACUUCCGCGUCCCUGGAGGCCGUUUCUUCUCCCACUGAGAAAAAAAAACUCCAGCCCAAGUACCGAUCCUCCUACCGACAGCCGGAUUAUUGGAUCCGGCAUACCGACCUCCUCUUCCAAAUCGUGCCCGAUCCCGACCCCGAGGCCCCUGCUGGGGCGACGGUGACGUAUGUGACGUCCACGCUGACCGUGGAGAGGAACGCCGACGGCGGUCCGUCCCCAGGCAUUCCGAACUUGGAACUCGAUGGGGAGGAGCUGACCCUGAUGGAAAUCAAGGUGAACGGGCAGCCGCUGCCAUGGGACGGGUCCGCCUUUUUGUUGACAGCGGAGUCAGAUUUGUUGGUUCUAGGCAAGACCAUCGAGGCUGCGUCGGCGGGGAAAGGGGACUUCACCCUGCAGACGCGGGUGCUGAUCCGGCCCGAAUCCAAUUUCGAGCUGUCAGGCUUUUACAAGUCGGGGAGCGCCUACUGUUCGCAGUGCGAGGCGGAGGGUUUCCGGCGGAUCACGUACUACCUGGACAGGCCGGACGUGAUGGCCCGUUUCAAAGUCCGGAUCGAAGCCGAGAAAUCGAAGCUGCCCCUCCUCCUCUCGAACGGGAACAAGAUGGCUACGGGGGAGUUGGACGGCGGGAGGCAUUUUGCCGAGUGGGAAGAUCCCUUCCCCAAGCCCAGCUACCUGUUUGCAGUCGUGGCGGGGGACUUGGGCAGCAUUGUCGACAGCUACAAGACCAUGUCGGGAAGGGACGUGCGUCUGGAGAUUUUCAGCGAGCACGAGAACGUGGAUAAGCUGGAGCACGCCAUGACCAGCCUGAAGAAGAGCAUGCGGUGGGACGAGGAAGUUUACGGCCUCGAGUACGAUUUGGACGUGUACAACAUCGUGGCGGUCAACGAUUUCAACAUGGGGGCAAUGGAGAACAAGGGCCUCAACGUCUUCAACACGGCCUUUGUCCUGGCCAAGCCCGAGACGGCCACCGACACGGACUACGAGCGCAUCGAGGGCGUGAUCGCGCACGAAUACUUCCACAAUUGGUCGGGGAACAGGGUCACCUGUCAGGAUUGGUUCCAGCUCACCUUGAAGGAGGGCCUCACGGUCUUCCGAGACCAGCAGUUCAGCGCCGACAUGGGUUCCGCGGCCGUAAAACGGAUCGAGGACGUCCGGGUCUUGCGCGCCCGCCAAUUCGCCGAAGACUCGGGGCCCCGGGCCCAUGCGAUUCGCCCGGAGUCCUACAUGAAAAUGGACAAUUUCUACACCUCCACCGUGUACGAAAAGGGGGCUGAGGUGAUCCGCAUGUACCACACCCUGUUAGGCGCGGCCGGCUUUCGGAAAGGGAUGGACCUCUACUUUGCCCGCCACGACGGCUCGGCUGUGACCUGCGAUGAUUUCCGUGCUGCCAUGGCCGACGCGAACGGCAAGGAUUUCUCACAGUUUGAACGCUGGUACUUGCAGGCUGGAACGCCGGUGGUGACUGCGAAGGGCGCCUACGAUGCGGCCCAGAAACGCUACAGCCUCACGCUUUCUCAGCACACGGCGGGGACGGUUGGCCAGCCCAGUAAGCUCCCCUUCCACAUUCCUGUGCGGGUGGGGCUGCUGGGAAAAGACGGUCGAGAGCUAGUGCCCUCGACCGUCCUGGAAUUGAAAGAGGCCUCUCAAACGUUUGAAUUUGAGAACGUGGAGGGAGGCACGCCCGUCGCAUCCUUGCUCCGAGGUUUCAGUGCCCCUGUGCGUCUCAAAGUGGAGCAGAGCGACGAAGACCUGGCCUUCCUGAUGGCACAUGACACGGACUCUUUCAACCGAUGGGAAGCCUCCCAGAAGUUGGCGAGUCAAGCGAUUUUGGCGGCGACAGAGGCAUUGGCCGGGGGCGGCACCCCUGCCCCCCUGGCCCCCACCACGGUGGACGCGUUCCGAGCCGUGCUCAAGGCGGGUUUGGACGACACGGGCGUGGACAGGUCGCUCCUGGCUUACGCGCUGUCAUUGCCGGAUGAGCUUACCUUGUUGGGUGAGAUGGACGUGAUGCGACCGGUGGCUUUGCACGAAGGGCGCGAGCACGUGAAGAAAAGCUUGGCUGCGGCAUUGAAGCCGGAGUUUAUGGACGUCUAUCAGGCCCUGGACAAGGACGUGCCAUAUCUGGUCACCCCGCAGGAGAUCGGCCGUCGUCGGAUGAAGAACGUUUGUUUGUCGUACCUGUGCACAGAAAAGGAUGCCGGAGCCGUGGCGUUGGCAGCCUCGGCAUUUCAACGCGCCACAUGCAUGACGGAUAGCAUUGCCGCCUUGGCCUGCCUGUCCUCGUUGCCGGGGCCCGAGAAAGACGAGGCAUUGGAGAUCUUUUACACCAAUGCGAAAGGAGACCCUUUGGUGUUGAACAAAUGGUUCUCCAUUCAGGCCCUGGCCGACCUUCCCGACACCAUCGACCGGGUCCACGCCCUCACGCGACACCCUGACUUCAGCAUGAAGAACCCGAACCGUUUCCGGGCUUUGAUUGGGGCAUUCGCCAAUUCCAAUCUGGCCCGUUUCCAUGCUGAGGAUGGACGUGGCUACGUCCUUGUUGCGGACAUGGUCUUGGCCGUCGACAAAUUAAAUCCUCAGGUGGCGGCGCGUUUGGCGGGUGCAUUUUCCUUGUGGCGAAAGUUCGAGAAUACCCGUCGAAACAUGAUGAAAGCUCAAUUGGAUAGGUUGAUGGCCGUGGGAGACGGCUUGUCAAGGGACACCUUUGAAAUUGCGAUACAAGGUCUGGAUCGGAGAGAGGUUCAAAACUCUGUACAGGCGCAGGGGCGCGUGAGCGGUCUCAUCAAGGAACUGGAAGCUGCGAAAGGGAUCCUGAAGGCCACCACAACCCGGGAAAUCAAUGGAAAAUGGCGCUUGCUUUACACCUCAAGCGACAGUACUGCCUCUCCCAUUCAGAACACUUUUGUUGGCAAUAAGGCCUUCGCGGUCUACCAAGAGAUAGACAUCGCGCCUUCAGCAUCCUCCUCUGCGCCGGGGACCGUCACCAACAUCGUCGACUUUGGUGGUGCCAUCGGGGCCCUUAAUGUCCAAGCAUUAGCCAGCACACCAUCACGACCAAUACCCAAUUUCGUCCCUCGACUAGGGGACGGGAGGUUUUUCGGCCUGAAUAUCUUGGGCAUCAGCAAAACCGAGGUCCCUCGGGACAGCGACCCGGACGAUCGCAUCGACUUUAAGUUCGACAAUGCUGGCUUUGACCUGGGCUUACUGCCCUUUCGCAUCCCCUACCCCGUGCCUUUCCGCCUGCUCAACGACGAGGUGAAAGGCUGGCUUGAGGUCACCUACUUGUCGGGGCGGCUCCGGGUCUCCCGGGGCAACAAAGGGACUAUAUUUGUGCUGGAGAAAGUUGAGGAAUCGUAAUCGAGAAGGCAGAUAGCGGCAAGCCGUGUGCCUCGGUUUGGGUGCUAGAAGAGGUCUUUUGUCUCUGUCAGUGCAAGGGUUGUAACUUUGGGCAUGGAUGUGGGAAUACCGAGGGCUGAGUAAGGAGACGCACACCUGUCAGAAAGCAUUUUACAUUUACAUUGAUU
Nannochloropsis gaditana CCMP526 is the source of this 4047-nucleotide messenger RNA. It is a transcript of the gene PEPN, whose product is annotated as aminopeptidase N. The record is from RefSeq and is a predicted model, not a curated record. Gene Ontology annotation, molecular function: metallopeptidase activity; aminopeptidase activity; zinc ion binding. The coding region runs from base 107 to 3880 and encodes 1257 amino acids. Gene Ontology annotation, cellular component: cytoplasm. The transcript has 4 exons. Gene Ontology annotation, biological process: proteolysis.